Molecule: messenger RNA, 2788 nt
Organism: Purpureocillium takamizusanense
Lineage: Eukaryota; Fungi; Ascomycota; Sordariomycetes; Hypocreales; Ophiocordycipitaceae
Exons: 2
Coding region: 612-2531 (639 amino acids)
Biological process (GO): regulation of transcription by RNA polymerase II
Cellular component (GO): SAGA complex
Molecular function (GO): transcription coregulator activity; DNA-binding transcription factor activity, RNA polymerase II-specific; zinc ion binding
Source: RefSeq, a predicted model, not a curated record
GGGCGAGCGAAAGCACUGGGGCCCGUGCCGGAGUUCGGGCGGGCAAACGCCCCGAGCUGGGAGGGGGCAGGGCCGAGAGAGGGAUACAGUCGGUAGGUAUGGAGGGCGCUGAUUUGCUGGAGGGGCCGCGACACUCCCAUGGCAUCCCAGGAUGCUGAUGAAUCCAAUCCGCACACACACACACCACCUCACACGCUGGCAGGCAGUGCUAACCUAGUACCUACCUGCCUUACCUUAUUAGUGCGAAGGCAGUAGGCCUGUUAGAUAGAGGUAGGUUCCCGACAGGAGGAAACUGGCGGGCCAUAGUACGACAUGGAUGCGCGCCUCUCAUUCUCGCUCUUUUCAUCGGCCUUUUCUCGCCCCGGAAUUGUCAUCCGUCUCGGCUUGCCCGUCAUUCAUCGCUGCGUGGCAAGCGACGACGUCUGUAUGCGCCUAGCUCGACACGAUUGAUGAGAUUGUAGUCGAGUCUUUUUUGUUUUACACACUUCAACUGCCAACUCACUACGAGCCAUUUGGGGUUGGACCGGUGACCGCACACCGCUCGCUUGGUCUCUCUGCGCCGCUGCCGUGCGCCUCCCCCGUCUCAACCACCUCACUCAAACCCAGCAGUAAUGGAUGCCCUCGUCGGCACGCUGCUCCGCGAGGAGCGCGCCGCCGCCGCGUCCCGGCAAAAGAGCUGCAACGCCUGCGUCCGCGGCAAGCGGCGCUGCGACAAGCGGACGCCUCGGUGCACGCGUUGCGCCAACAAGGGGCUCGAGUGCGUCUACCAGCGGAUGCCGCCGCCGUCGUCACCUCAUCAGCAUCAUCACCACCACCAUCUGAACCAGCAGCAGCACCACACCUCGGCGGCGACGUCCUCGACGACGCCCAACUCUACCAAUGGCGGCAUCGCCACCACCACCGCCACCGCCAAUAACAACAACAACAACAUCAGCAUUAGCAGCAGCAGCAGCAACAGCAACCACAUCGCCAACGCCUGCUCCGGCUCUUCCGCCUCCAGCACCGCCAACUGCACGCCGCCGGGGCUCGGCGACGUGCCCGACUUCGACAUGGGGUUUGACAUGGACAGCCUGGGCACCGACACGAGCUCCGAGAGCAUGCACAAUGGCGCCGCCAACUGCAGCCAUCACCACGCCGCCGCUGCUGCGGGGACCGACGACAGCAGCAACGUCGGUAACCUCCUCGGCGGCGUCGACUUCUCCAUUGUGGACCUCAUGAACGCCUCGGGCGGCGCCGGUGCCGCCGACAUCUGGAACCUGCAUCCGGGUUAUCACGAUGCUGGUGUCGGCAGCGGCAAGCUCGACAUUCCGCCGCUGCCGUCGAUGCCGCCUGCGACGACCAUGACGGAGGUCCUCGAGCAACAGCAGCAGCAGCAGCAGCAACAACAACAAGAACAACAAGAGUCUCAGCUCCACCAGCAACGGCAACAGCAGCAGCCCGUACGCGAUCUCUCCGUGCUCAAGGCCAACGAGCAGGCCUGCCUCGACGUCGACCCCCUGCUGGUGCACGACCCGCGCACGCGCGUCGGCUUCAUCGUCUCCUUUCUCACCAACCUGCACUCGACCUUUGCCGCGACGCGCGCCCUGCCCUUCAUCCACCCGCGCCUCUGGUCCACGCAACUGCCCAAGACGAUACUCGCCGCCUACGCCGCCGCGGCCGCCUACUCGGGCCGCUCCCCCGCCAACAAGGCCUGGGCCAUGCGCCUCCUCGCCGACGCCGCCCGCGACGUCCACCGCGAGGGCGAGCGCGCCGCCACCCCUACCGACAAGCUCGCCCGUGUCCAGGCCCUGACGGUGCUCAACUCGAUGCGCGUCUUUGACGGCGACGUCGGCAUGCGCGCCGCCGCCGAGCGCGAAAUGUGCGUCAUGCUCGCCUGGGUCAAGGACCUGGAGUUUGCCAAGGACGAGCUCGAGGCCGAGUCGCGCGUCAACGGCCACCGCGUGGGCAGCAGGGAGGCCAACCCCAAGAGCUGGGAGGUGAGUCAAUCCGCCCCUUGCUUGCGUCGUUUGCCCUCCCCCGUUCACGGACCAGAGAGGAGGGGACAGAACGCUAACGUGUCUUUGCAGAGUUGGAUCUUCCUCGAAAGCGCCCGGCGCAGCAUCAUGGCCGCCUACGCAUUCAUGUGCGUCAUCUACGUGCUCAAAUCGGAAGAACGUAUGCAGUUCCCCUCUUUCCUUCCCUUGCUGCCUCAGCCGCCGCCACCGCAGCAGCAGCAACCCCUUGCUAUCUUUUCACCGACUACCUGGGCUAAUCUUGGACUCUUCUCGCACGCAGCCGACUGUGGCAUGUGGAGCGAGACACAGAGCUUUACCGCCUCGAGCCACCUCUGGGACGCGGCGUCCUCGGUCGAGUUCUACCGCGCCUGGCGCGAGAAGCCGCAGUGGUGGAUCGAGAACCUGUCCUUUAAGGACUUUUGGAUGUACGGGCGACCGGGCGAUAUCGACGAGUUUACCCGCUUAAUGCUCACGACGCAAGUGGGCACUGAUGCCAUGGACCACUUUAUGGAGGGCGAGACGACGAUUCCUGUGUGAGUGAAACGACGGAUGCGCUGGAAUGAUAUGAACAGGGCUGGAAGAGUGCUGCACGAUACGCGCCGAGUCGCGACGAUUCGGCGCCGCGCCGGGCUCAUCACGCUGAUGGUUCGACCGACUGCGACGACGUACUUGUGUCUGCGAAGCACUCCAUGAUCUGUAAAACAGAAUCGCUUCUGGAACGGGUCGAGCAUGACGCUGCGGGACUCACGAAGAUGAAAGCUACCACAGGGGGGUUAAGCAUACUAAGAAGGCGG